This is a messenger RNA of Drosophila navojoa, 1137 nucleotides long. It is a transcript of the gene Akr1B, whose product is annotated as Aldo-keto reductase 1B. Gene Ontology annotation, molecular function: oxidoreductase activity. The record is from RefSeq and is a predicted model, not a curated record. Lineage: Eukaryota; Metazoa; Arthropoda; Insecta; Diptera; Drosophilidae.
CCAUUUAUUUGUAAAGUAACCAGAAAAUAUACAUAUAUUAAAUAAUAUAUUUAUACAAUCCUUUUUAAAAUUAAUUAAGCAACAAGAACCAAUCGCAAUGGCUAGCACAGUGCCCACCGUAAAGCUGAACAGUGGCCAUAAUAUUCCCAUACUAGGUCUUGGAACCUGGGGUAGUCCUCCUGGUCAAGUGGUUGAGGCUGUUAAGACGGCCAUUGAUGUUGGAUAUAGGCACAUUGAUUGCGCCUUUGUCUACCAAAAUGAAGCUGAAGUCGGUGCUGGCAUCGAAGCGAAGAUCAAAGAAGGCGUGGUAAAGCGUGAGGAUCUGUUUAUUACAAGCAAGUUGUGGAACACCUUCCAUCGUCCCGAUGUGGUCAAAGCUGCUUGUCAGAAAACCUUGGAUCUGCUGAAGCUGAAAUAUCUGGAUCUGUACUUGAUCCACUGGCCGAUGGGCUAUAAGGAGGGCUCUGAGCUGUUUCCAGUUGAUGCAAAUGGCAAAACUUUGUACUCGCCGGACGAUUAUGUUGACACCUGGAAGGCCAUGGAGAAGCUGGUUGAGGAGGGUCUAGUUAAAUCGAUUGGCGUAUCCAAUUUCAAUAAAAAGCAAAUCGAACGCGUUUUGGCUGUUGCCAAAAUUCCCCCAGCUACAAAUCAGAUUGAAUGCCAUCCCUACUUGACGCAGAAAAAACUUUCUGAAUUCUGCAAAAAGAAUAACAUUACCAUUACGGCAUACAGCCCACUGGGCAGCCCAAAUCGACCAUGGGCCAAGGAAGGUGAUCCGGUCAUUCUAGAAGAGAAAAAGAUCAAGGAAAUUGCUGCUGCCAAAAAUAAAACACCCGGACAGAUUUUGAUACGCUAUCAGAUUCAACGGAAUCACAUUGUUAUACCCAAGUCGGUGACUAAGGAGCGUAUUGAGUCCAAUUUCAAAGUCUUUGAUUUCGAGCUCACGCCCGAAGAGAUCGAAUUGAUUGAAGGCUUCGAAUGCAAUGGGCGUUUGGUACCGCUGCUUAAUCAACACGGUCAUCCACACCAUCCAUUUGAGAAGGAUGAAUACUAAUCCGGAAUGAGAUGAUGAAUGUCACACUUGGAUACUUUUAAACCCUAUAUAUAUAUAUAUAUAUCUCUAUGUAUACAUAAAUU